CCCGGCGCAGGGUGAGGGGCAGCCCGGGGCGGCGGCGGCGGCGGCGGGGGGAGGCUCCGGGCGGCAUGAAGGGAGGCGCCGCAGAUUGCUGGAGGUCUGAUCAGUGUGGCACCAUGGACUCAUCAGAAGAGACUGGAGGCUCCUCUGCAGAAGAAAACUACUUUGUGAACUACACCUUCACCGACCGCUCCCACUCGGGCCGCGUGGCCCAGGGUAUUAUGAAACUCUGUUUGGAGGAUGAACUCUUUGCUGAUGUUACAAUAUCAGUGGAAGGCAAAGAAUUCCAGCUGCACCGUUUGGUCCUCUCAGCUCAGAGCUGCUUCUUUCGUUCCAUGUUCACCUCCAACCUCAAGGAGGCCCACAACCGGGUGAUUGAACUGCAGGACGUUAGCGAGAGUGUCUUUCAGCUCCUCGUGGACUAUAUUUACCAUGGGACUGUAAAGCUGAGGGCAGAAGAGUUGCAGGAAACCUAUGAAGUGGCAGACAUGUACCAGCUGACUGCCCUUUUUGAAGAGUGCUCCCGUUUUCUGGCCCGUACGGUGCAGGUUAGGAACUGUCUGCAGGUCAUGUGGUUGGCAGAUCAGCACAGUGACAUGGAGCUCUACACAGCUGCCAAACACUGUGCAAAGUCACAUUUGUCUCAACUGCAAGACACAGAGGAGUUCCUACACCUGCCUCUCCGCCUCCUGACAGACAUCCUUACAGAUGGCGUUCCGUGCUCUCAGAACCCAACGGUUGCCAUAGAAACCUGGAUCAACUUCAACAAGGAGGAGCGAGCGGGCUUUUCAGAGACGCUGCGAUCCAGCCUGAAGGUGAUUGGGGAAAACGUUCACAUCUACCUGAUCGGAAAGGAGUCAUCACGUACACAUUCACUCGCUGUCUCCCUGCACUGUGCUGAUGACGACUCCAUCAGCGUGAGUGGCCAGAACAGCCUGUGUCACCAGAUCACGGCAGCCUGCAAGCACGGCAGCGACCUGUACGUCGUCGGUGGCUCCAUUCCGCGGCGCAUGUGGAAGUGCAACAACGCGACUAUAGACUGGGAGUGGUGUGCCCCUCUGCCCCGAGACCGGCUCCAGCACACCCUUGUCUCCGUGCCCAGCAGGGAUGCGAUAUAUUCGCUGGGGGGGAAAACCCUCCAGGACACUCUCUCCAACGCCGUCAUAUAUUACAGAGUACGAGACAAUGUCUGGACAGAGACCAGCCAGUUGGAAGUGGCGGUCUCUGGAGCUGCAGGGGUGAACCUUAAUGGUGUCAUUUACCUGCUGGGUGGGGAGGAAAAUGACUUGGACUUCUUCACCAAGCCGUCUCGGUUGAUUCAGUGCUAUGAUACCAACACAGAGAAAUGCCACGUGAAGCCGUACGUCCUGCCCUUUGCCGGGCGCAUGCACGCCGCUGUCCACAAGGACGUGGUGUUCAUUGUAGCCGAGGGGGACUCGCUGCUGUGCUACAACCCUCUGCUGGACAGCUUCACCCGGCUGUGCCUGCCGGAUGCCUGGAGCUCCGUGCCGUCCCUCUGGAAGAUCGCCAGCUGCAACGGCAGCAUCUACGUCUUUCGCGACCGCUACAAAAAGGGCGACGCCAACACUUUCAAACUGAACCCAGCCACCUCGGUUGUAACGGUCACGAGCGGCAUCAAAGUGCUGCUCACUAACCUGCAGUUUGUGCUGGCCUAAGCGGGCAAACAGACACAGCGAAAGAAAGGGCAGCAGCUCGCAGGCACCCACCGCACUCAGCACCAGUCCCCAGUACUACGAGCUCACGUCCAGUGAAGACCCCCAAACAUCUUACCCGUGCAGAGGAAGUACAAGCUUUCUGGCUGUGGGCCUGUACUUUGACAUAGCACUAUUGGAGUUGAACUGCUGCAUCUUAGAUUCCAGACGGGCUAAAUGCUAUUACUUCGAUCCCUUGAUGAUAAGCUGCUUGUGUUUGAGGCCCAAACUACAGCAAAUGGCUCUUCAGCCUGGAACCAACCUGCCAGUAACAACAUACGGACAGCAUCCUCCUUGGCACGGACUGCCACUUUAACUGUGAGACUGCGUGUUGCUGCCGUGUCUGUCACAGAGUUACACGUGUGCCGUGUCCUCGAGGGAUGUCCCUCUUUAAACAUUCCCUUCUCCCUGUUGCAGAAGGAGGGACUGGCAGAAAUAUUGACAGCAGGCAGAUUCCAGAGCCGACCUCAAGACCUUUAAUAGGUAGGCUGCAUUAUUCAGCACUUGUUCCAGAGGAGUGGAAUCAAACUGAGAACUUGCUUAUUACUCUGUUAUCACCUAAAAUAAUGAGGGAGAUUGUUUUUAUGAGCAUUGGCUUCCUUUACUUUACAGGGAAUCCCCACCUGUAAUCAUAACGUAGUGUUGGUGAAAGAUGGAAUUAAGACCACUUCCUCCUACCCCUCUCUGUUGGCACUGUAACCCUUUGGGUAAGAAUCUGAAUAAAGUCUUUGGUGAGACAAAGUUUUCUUUCCC
Molecule: messenger RNA, 2462 nt
Organism: Colius striatus (speckled mousebird)
Lineage: Eukaryota; Metazoa; Chordata; Aves; Coliiformes; Coliidae
Gene: KBTBD4
Product: kelch repeat and BTB domain containing 4
Exons: 4
Coding region: 66-1673 (535 amino acids)
Molecular function (GO): protein binding
Source: RefSeq, a predicted model, not a curated record